AUGAACAACCUCGGAGUCCUGCUGAAGAACGGGGCGGAGGGUGUGGAGAGAAAUGUGGGUCGUGCUGUUGAUCUCUACAAGCGUGCGAUCGAGAAAGGCGAUGACAGCAAGGCGAUGCACAACCUGGCAUCGCUCAUGAUGGCUGGAGGGGACGAGGUUGUGCAGGAUGUAACUCGGGCUGCAAAGUUGUUUCAGGGAGCGAUUGAAGUGCACGAUGAUGUCAGGUCGAUGGUGGGUCUAGGCUGGCUACUAUCCAAUGGCCCGGGAGGGGUGGAUACGGACAUGGUUCGGGCUGUAGAAUUGUACGAGCGGGCCAUCGAAAAAGGGCAGAAUGUCGAAGCUAUGCGCUACCUGGGGAGCCUAUUGCGGGACGGAGGGGACGGGGUGCGGCGGGACGCGGCGCGGGCUGUGAAGCUAUUUGAGCGGGCGGUUGAAGAGCACGGUGAUGUCGAGGCGAUGGUGGCGCUCGGCGACAUGCUAGUGCGAGGCACGGACGGGGUGCGGAGCAACGCGGGUCGCGCGGCGCGGUUGUACGAGCGCGCGAUCGAGACGCGGCAAGAUCGGGAUGCUAUGUUGAGCAUGGCAGUCCUGCUGAGGGACGGGGGGAACGGGGUUGCGAGGGAUGCCACGCGGGCCUCGAGGCUGUUCCAGGACGCCAUGGCGGGGCGCAAUGAAGACGAAGUGGUGGAGCUUCUCGGGAAACUGGUGCGGGAGGGAGUCAAGCUGAGUCGGGCGUAA
This is a messenger RNA of Chondrus crispus (carragheen), 738 nucleotides long. RefSeq names its product Sel1-repeat containing protein. The coding region runs from base 1 to 738 and encodes 245 amino acids. The record is from RefSeq and is a predicted model, not a curated record. Lineage: Eukaryota; Rhodophyta; Florideophyceae; Gigartinales; Gigartinaceae. The transcript has a single exon. Gene Ontology annotation, molecular function: protein binding.